AGCCCCCCCCUCCACCUUAACUGAGCUCGACUCCCCACACCUCCGUUCAAGCCCUCAUUCCAACAUUUUCCACACUUCCAGAACUACCCUUCACAUCCUCAGAACGCUCCACAGUUUAAACUGGUGAUGGUUUGAGUUGUGAACUUGUUAGCACAAAGUUCAAAGACUUCCCGGGGGCUCUGUUCCGGUCAUGGACUGCGUUGGGAUCGGAGCUCGGAACUUCACGGCAAUGGCGGUGUCGUUUUGCCCUGUUGGGAGAAGAGGGCUUCUCCCGAGUGGUAAAAAGGAAGGUUCUUUCUUUCGGUACGGUGCUUUGUGUAACAAGCAUUCUCUGCUUCGAGUCAGAGCAACCGCCGGAAGCGAGAGCUGUGUGGGUGUGGCUGUCAAGGAAGGGUUUGCUGAUGAGGAAGAUUACAUUAAGGGAGGUGGGUCGGAGUUGCUUUUUGUUCAAAUGCAGCGGAAUAAGGCCAUGGAGAAACAGUCUAAGCUCGCUGAUAAGCUACCGCCGAUAGGCGGUGAUGUAUUGGAUUUGGUGGUGAUUGGUUGCGGUCCGGCGGGUCUUGCUCUGGCUGCAGAGUCGGCGAAGUUGGGAUUGAAAGUUGGGCUGGUUGGCCCUGACCUGCCUUUCACUAAUAACUAUGGUGUUUGGGAAGAUGAAUUCAAAGACCUUGGACUAGAAGGGUGUAUAGAGCAUGUUUGGCAGGACACCAUUGUGUAUCUCGAUGAUGAGAGUGAACCGAUUUUGUUUGGUCGUGCCUAUGGACGUGUGUGUCGAAAUUUGCUCCAUGAGGAGCUUUUGAGAAGGUGUGUAGAGUCGGGAGUUACAUACCUUAGUUCAAGGGUGGAGAGUAUUGUUGAAGGUAGCAAUGGCCGAAGCCUUAUAGCAUGUGAGCAUGGUAUCGACAUCUCUUCUAGGCUUGCUACUGUUGCAUCAGGAGCUGCUUCAGGGAAGCUUUUGCAAUAUGAGGUGGGUGGUCCAAAGGUUUGUGUGCAGACAGCUUAUGGAGUGGAGGUUGAGGUGGAAAAUUAUCCAUAUGAUCCCAACUUGAUGGUUUUCAUGGAUUAUAGAGACUACUCAAAACAAAAGGUUUUAGGUUCGGAAGCAGAAUAUCCAACAUUUCUUUAUGCCAUGGCCAUGUCCGCAACAAGAAUAUUCUUUGAGGAAACUUGCUUGGCUUCAAAAGAUGCCAUGCCUUUUGAUCUACUGAAGAAAAAGCUUUUCUCAAGGUUACAAACUCUGGGAAUCCAUAUUGUAAAAACUUAUGAAGAGGAAUGGUCUUGGAUUCCUGUUGGGGGAUCAUUACCGAAUACAGAGCAAAAGAACUUGGCAUUUGGUGCUGCUGCCAGCAUGGUACAUCCUGCCACAGGGUAUUCAGUCGUGAGAUCUUUGUCAGAGGCUCCAAAAUAUGCUAGUGUAAUUGCAAAGAUUUUGAAGCAGGAUUACUCACAGACCAGUCUUAGCCGUCAAAUAAGUAAUCAGAAUAUCUCGAUGCAAGCUUGGAAUACCCUCUGGCCACCAGAAAGGAAACGCCAAAGAGCGUUCUUUUUAUUUGGACUAGCGCUCCUUGUGCAAAUGGACAUUGAGGGAAUGCGAACAUUCUUUGCUACGUUCUUCCGCUUACCUACUUGGAUGUGGCAGGGUUUUCUGGGGUCUUCUCUGUCCUCUGCUGAUCUCAUGCUCUUCGCCAUAUAUAUGUUUGUUAUAGCACCAAAUAGUUUGAGAAGUCGCCUUGUCAAACAUCUUUUAUCAGAUCCUACUGGAGCCACCAUGUUAAAAACCUAUCUCACAGUAAACUUGAAUUCCUUACCUGCAAGUUAGAACACAGUUUAGAUCAAUUGUGAGCCCAGCCACCCACUUCUUAGACGUUGCUUGUUUUUGUGUGUACAUACUAAGUACUUACUCAUUAUAGGUCAAUGGAGCAAAUUGAUAACGGGUCUCACCAUUUUGAGAGUUUGAGAGUUGAGAGAGAUGUGUUCACCAAUUUAGAAAAUAAAUGUGGUUAA
This is a messenger RNA of Argentina anserina (silverweed cinquefoil), 2004 nucleotides long. Its product is annotated as lycopene epsilon cyclase, chloroplastic. The transcript is spliced from 11 exons. Gene Ontology annotation, biological process: carotenoid biosynthetic process. Gene Ontology annotation, molecular function: oxidoreductase activity, acting on paired donors, with incorporation or reduction of molecular oxygen. Bases 191 to 1819 code for a protein of 542 amino acids. NCBI's taxonomy places the organism in Eukaryota, Viridiplantae, Streptophyta, Magnoliopsida, Rosales, Rosaceae. The record is from RefSeq and is a predicted model, not a curated record.